Lichtheimia ornata is the source of this 990-nucleotide messenger RNA. RefSeq lists its product as uncharacterized. The transcript has 4 exons. The record is from RefSeq and is a predicted model, not a curated record. Bases 1 to 990 code for a protein of 329 amino acids. Gene Ontology annotation, molecular function: RNA binding; translation initiation factor activity; protein binding. Lineage: Eukaryota; Fungi; Mucoromycota; Mucoromycetes; Mucorales; Lichtheimiaceae. Gene Ontology annotation, cellular component: cytoplasm; eukaryotic translation initiation factor 3 complex, eIF3m. Gene Ontology annotation, biological process: cytoplasmic translational initiation.
AUGCGACCCAUUUUACUCCAAGGACAUACACGUUCGCUCACCCAGAUCAAAUACAAUCGUGAGGGCGAUUUGCUCUUUUCUGUUUCCAAAGACAAGAUUGUCAAUGUUUGGUACUCGCACAAUGGUGAACGUCUCGGCACCUACAAUGGCCAUGUCGGUAGUGUUUGGACCGUCGAUGUCAACUCAACGACAACCAUGUUGGUCACGGGAUCAGCCGAUAACACAGCUAGACUUUGGGAUGUGCAAACAGGCCGUUGCCUGAAGACCUGGGAGUUCAAGACAGCCGUCAAGCGAGUCGAGUUCAGCGAAGAUGAUACCAUGAUCUUGUGCGUUACUGAAGAACGAAUGGGUUAUUCCGGCACUAUUACAGUCUUGCCAAUCAACACCAACAUUAAUGGCGAACAAUCCAAUGAACCUUUAGCUCAAAUUGUCAAUGAUGGAGCCAAGGCUGUCGUUGCAUCAUGGGGUUACUUGAACAAAUAUAUUGUGAGUGGCCAUGUGGAUGGCUCUAUCUGUCAAUGGAACUGGAAGUCCAAUGAAAAGCUCAACUCGAUCCAACCACACGAAGAUGUUAUUGCCGAUAUGCAAAUGAGCAGCGAUCGCACCUAUUUCAUCACCUCUUCCAAGGAUAAGACCGCAAAGAUUUUCGAUUCCAACACCUUGCAACAUCUCAAGUCUUUCACCACGGAUGCACCUCUCAACUCUGCUUCGAUCACACCCAAAUAUCAAGAAUUCGUCAUUGUCGGUGGUGGUCAAGAUGCCAUGAACGUCACUACGACAUCUGCUAGAGCUGGUAAAUUCGAAUGCCGGUUCUUCCACAAGAUCCUUGAAGAAGAAGUGGGUCGAGUGCGUGGUCAUUUCGGUCCUAUCAACACAAUCGCUGUUCACCCCGAUGGCAAGAGCUAUUCAAGUGGUGGUGAAGAUGGUUACGUUCGUGUACAUCAUUUUGAUCCCGAUUAUUUCAAGUUCAAGCUCGAAGCACAGGCAUAA